Messenger RNA from Nyctereutes procyonoides (raccoon dog), 7017 nucleotides. It is a transcript of the gene FAM186A, whose product is annotated as family with sequence similarity 186 member A. Bases 1 to 7002 code for a protein of 2333 amino acids. The record is from RefSeq and is a predicted model, not a curated record. The transcript has 11 exons. NCBI's taxonomy places the organism in Eukaryota, Metazoa, Chordata, Mammalia, Carnivora, Canidae.
AUGGCUGCCGCUGCCGUAGUGAUUACGCAGCUUUCCAUCGUGCAAAAUCUAGAUCCUGUAAAGAUCUGGACGGGACGGACCUCCAGUCCUUCGGAAAAGGUGGUGGCUCUCAGGAAAAAAGUAGAGAAGGAAAAGAAACAAGCAGCGAUCAAAAUGCAAAGUCAGAUAGACAGCAAACCUGAAUCAGAAAAAGAAGUUGCGGAUUCCACCAUCAUGUACAGAAAAGCCUUUUAUAAACCAGAAGUCCCUGAGCUGGAGAUCCCAUUUGCAGUACAGGAUAUCAUCUCUAGGAUUGAACAAGCACAGCUUCAUCGAGCCAGAGAGGACAUUAAUAUGCAGCUGAAUGACAUACUGCUCAAUGUGCAGCGGAUAAUAAAUCGCUAUACUCUUGAUGAGAAUGUGCACUCUGGAAAAAAAAUCUCCCUUAUAGAACAUAAGAAACGGAGAAUAUAUUUCCUGGAGAAAAUAGUUACUUAUGCUAAGAAUGCUGAAAUUAGAGAAAAGAUUCUUGUGUAUAUCCUGGCCUGGUUGGAAGAAUGGAAUCUCAUUUUGUCUGAGAUAACUGCAAUGGAUAUUGAGGAACACCACCACUGGAUUGCACAAAUGGAGUUUUUACCAGAAACGUUCAAAGCUAUUGAGAGCAAUGUCAAGAUACUGAGUAGAAUUAGUGUAUCUUUGUUUGAAGAAAGGAAGAGACAAAAGAAAAGAACAACAUCUAGAGGUACUCUAUGGAAAUCUUGGAAAGAAAGAGUUAUAAAGCGACCUGCAACAGCUCAUGCUUUAAGACCAGAUCAGAUGAUUAGUGAUGAAUUUGCAACAAACACAAAGGUUUCAGAAAUCCAAGAUAUGCUACAGGAACUCAUAAACACUACAAUGUUCAACAAAUUGGAAAACAAUGCUAUUAAAUAUAUAUCAUCAACAAUAGUAAACCUAUCUAAAGCUUUGAGUACACUAACUGAUGAACUAAAAGUUUUUAACCUCCAAAGUGCCAGUAUGUACAUAAACGAGACAAAUGAAAAAGAAAAAGAGCUCUCGCUGAAGAUAAUGCGAGAGCUCAGUGAAAACAAUGAGAUGCUUCAGCAGAAACUGCGAGAUGCAGAAGAAAAAUAUGAAUACCUUAUUCGGUCUAAAGGUGUUGUACAACCCCGAGGAGGUACAGCAUUGCCCGCAUCACCCUUGAAUGUGUUACCUGAGCUUUCUUCACAAUCAUCCAUUGCUAUUAGCAAAGCUGACAGAGAAGACAGUACAGAUGAUAUUUUGGUUAAAGAAUUUGAAAAUAUUCUAGAUGAGGCCCAAACAAAAGGGACCAAGGGCUUGGGAAUCAAGUGGGACUCAACUAUUUCAUAUACAGCCCCAGUUGAAAUAAUUCCAGAUUUAACUGAAGAGCAAUAUCCUUUACCUGAAAAAAAACAAAAAGAGGCUUCUGAAGAUAAGAUAUCACUGAAGAAAGGUGAUAUCCAUCAGAAAGAUGUGACUGACCAGCAUCAAUCACAGAAGAAAAAGCAAACUAAAGGCCCAUAUACACAUGAGACCUCUGGGUCAAAUCUGAGUGAUGAUAAAAGUAAAAAGAAAGCCUCAGAGACCAAGUUUGAUCAUCAUUUAGAACUACAGGCACUGGAAAAGAAGAGAAAAGAAAUAAAAUCCUUUUCUGAAGCCAAAUCAAAGCCAUCCACUGAAUCAAAAAGUCAACAUGUCCUUGCUGAUUAUCCUACUGACACAAAAAGCCAACAUGGCAAAGGGGGAACAAGUAGUUUAUGGGAACAACUCAGGAAGGUCAAACCUGAGUAUUCACAUGACAGGAGCCAGAUUUCUUCAGAGAAUAAAGAGGAACCCACCACUGAGUCAGGGGACAAAGAGGGCAUGAGUGAGAUGAGCAGCCAAGAAGAGCAAUUCAGGUUGACCCAACUUGGUUAUUCUCCUCAGAAAGUGAAAACAAAAGGAAAGAAGCACCAAGACCCUCCAGCAACCAUCACAAGCAAACAGGGAAAACUUGAAGAGGACAUGUUGGUAUUCACAAAGAAAGUCAAGUCUCACAGACUUGCUAAGUCACAAUCUAAGGUAACAGAAGAGACUUCAGAAUCUACCAGAGUUCUUGGAAGUGCAGAUGGCAAAAGUGAAGAGAGUAACCUGGAAGAAUUUCAAGAUGCCAUAAUAGCUUUCCUAAAAGAGAAAAUUGAUAACAUAGGAAAGCCUUUGGACAAAAAGAUUGUGCCAAAAGAGGAGUUAUUAUUAAAAGGAGCAGAGGUUGAAAAAUUAGGAAUCAUAAAGGCAAAAAUAGAGGAAUAUUUCCAAAAUGUGGCUGAAACUGUGACAAAAACCUUGAGAAAAUACAAAGAUAUAAAAAAUGUAGGACAAGUUGGAGAGAAACGUAUGAAACAAAAAAAGGAAGUCUCAUUUAUGCCAGGAUUGCAUUUUCAGAAGCCAAUUAGUGCAAAGCCUGAAAUUAGCACCUUAUUCUCAUCUAAGAGCAUGGACCCACUAACUGACAAUUUAAUACAAACAAUCUUGACUGAAAUAGAAGGGGAAAUAAAUGCUCCAGUAACCUCAACAGUAGGGAGAGACCACAGGGAAAAGGAAAAACAAAGGCAGGAGGAAUAUAUGCAAGAAGGUCAAGAAAAAAUACUUGGUAAACGUCUCAAACACCAGUUGAAAGAAGAAGGGAGUUUCUGGAAGAAGAGCUAUGAGGUAAUAAAUAAAAAACCCCAGGAGGAAGAGUCAUGGCUCCAGAUGAAGGAAGGAAAGCAAGGACAACGGAAGUACAAACAGUGGCAGGAAGAGGAAAUAUGGAAGGAGCAGCAGAAACAAAGGAUGCAAAAGCGGACUGAGCAAGAAGAGGAGCAAAUGCAAAGAAAGGAGGAAGAAGAGUAUCAGCAGCCAAAACAGCAGAAGCUGGAAGCAUGGAAUGAAAAAAUGGAAAAACCAGUGGUGCCCUUGGAGAAGGAGAAAGGACAGCAGAAGGAAGUGAGAUAUCAAGAGCUGGAAAUUAAUUGGAAGGAAGAGAAGCAGAAGCCAAGAAGAAAUGCACAGGACCAUGAAGGGCAGUGGCAGAAAAAACCAAAGGAUCAGAUGAAGAUUAAUGAGAAAAACUCUGAAGAACUAGAAGAGAUGUUCAGCCAAACUUCAAUGACAUUGUUUCCCAAGUGGAAGAGCAUACCGAGAAUAACAUCCCAGUCACACCAAAGAAAAGAGUUCCUUGGGCGUUUUAAGACAUUAGACAGUCCUGCUAGUGGAAAGCAUCCCAUCCCAACCACUCCUCUCUCUACACAAUUACUGUCACCAGAGGCCUUUCCCAUUUCUGGACACUCUCCCACAGGGUUCCCCACUCUAACUCCUCAACAGGCCCAGGCACCGGUCAUCACUGUUACCUCUCAAAACGCAGAGGCACUUGGAAUCACUGUGGCCCCAGAACAGGCCCAGGCACUAGGGAUCACUCUCACCCCCGAGCAGGCCCAGGCACUGGGGAUCACUCUCACCCCUGAGCAGGCACAGGAACGGGGGAUCACUCUCACCCCUCAGCAGGCCCAAGCAGGGAGGGUCACUCUCACCCCUCAGCAGGCCCAAGCACUGGGGAUCACUCUCACCCCUCAGCAGGCACAGGAACGGGGGAUCACUCUCACCCCUCAGCAGGCCCAGGCAGGGAGGAUCACUCUCACCCCUCAGCAGGCCCAGGCACUGGGGAUCACUCUCACCCCUCAGCAGGCACAGGAACAGGGGAACACUCUCACCCCUCAGCAGGCCCAGGAACAGGGGAUCUCCCUCACUCCUCAACAGGCCCAGGCAGGGGGGAUCACUCUCACCCCUGAGCAGACACAAGCAGGGAGGAUCACUCUCACCCCUCAGCAGGCCCAGGCACUGGGGGUCACUCUCACUCCUCAACAGGGCCAGGCAGGGGGGAUCACUCUCACCCCUCAGCAGUUACAGGAACGGGGGAUCACUCUCACCUCUCAGCAGGCCCAGGAACAGGGGAUCACUCUCACUCCUCAACAGGCCCAGGCAGGGGGGAUCAUUCUCACCCCUGAACAGGUCCAGGCAAGGAGGAUCACUCUCACCCCUCAGCAAGCCCAGGCACUGGGGGUCACUCUCACUCCUCAACAGGCCCAGGCAGGGGGGAUCACUCUCACCCCUCAGCAGGCCCAAACACUGGGGGUCACUCUCACUCCUGAGCAGGCCCAGGCACAGGGGAUCACUCUCACCCCUGAGCAGGCACAGGCAGGGAGGAUCACUCUCACCCCUCAGCAGGCCCAAGCACUGGGGAUCACUCUCACUCCUCAGCAGGCACAGGAACGGGGGAUCACUCUCACUCCUCAACAGGCCCAGGCACUGGGGGUCACUCUCACUCCUCAACAGGGCCAGGCAGGGGGGAUCAUUCUCACCCCUCAGCAGGCACAGGAACAGGGGAUCACUCUUUCUCCUCAGCAGGCCCAAACACUGGGGAUCACUCUCACUCCUCAACAGGCCCAGGCACUGGGGAUCACUCUCACCCCUCAGCAGGCCCAGGCACUGGGGAUCACUCUCACUCCUCAGCAGGCCCAGGCAGGGGGGAUCACUCUCACCCCUCAGCAGGCCCAAACACUGGGGAUCACUCUCACUCCUCAGCAGGCCCAGGCACUGGGGAUCACUCUCACUCCUCAACAGGCCCAGGCAGGGGGGAUAACUCUCACCCCUCAGCAGGCCCAAACACUGGGGGUCACUCUCACUCCUGAGCAGGCCCAGGUGCAGGGGAUCACUCUCACCCCUGAGCAGGCACAGGAACGGGGGAUCACUCUCACCCCUCAGCAGGCCCAGGCACUGGGGGUCACUCUCACUCCUGAGCAGGCCCAGACACAGGGGAUCACUCUCACCCCUGAACAGGAUCAGGCACUGGGCAUCAUUCUCAGCCCUCAGCAGGCUCAGGCACUGGGCAUCACUCUUACCCCUCAGCAGGUCCAGGCACAGGGCAUCACUCUUACCCCUGAGCAGUUCAAAGCAUUGGCGGUUACUCUCACCCCUGAGAAAUGCCACAGCUUAGGUAUCACAGUCACCCCUGGGAACGUUCAGACAUGGGGGCCACCUCUCACUGUAGCACAGGGUUGGAAUUUUGGAGUCCCUCUUACUCCUGAAAAUGUGUUGGUGUCAGCUGUCACUUUUACACCUGAACAGAUCCAGGCUUUACGUGCCCCUCUCUCUUUGGAACAGGCUGAAGCAUUAGGGAUUUCCAUCUCUCCAGAAUACUUCUGGAAAUUUGGGGUCCCUCUCACCUCAGAUAAAUUCCAUGCCUUAGAAUCUCCCCUUGAACAAGUCCAACCUUUGGGAGCCCCCUUUCAGAGAUUAAAGGCUUCUGUCCUCCCUGGGAAAUCCAUUAUAUCAAGCCCCAGGCAAUCCCUAGCAUCUGCUCCUAUUUCUGAGAAGUCCUCUGUAUUUGAAGUCUUUUCUACUCCUUUGCAGAUAUCCAGGUCUCCUCUUUCCCAAGCCCCUGGGAAAUUGCUAGGAAUGAGAAUUCCUCCUGACCCUGGGAAGCUUCUGGCAUCACAGACUUUUCCUUCCUCUAAACAGACCCUGGUUUCUGAAGGUCAAUCCACCUCUGUUCAAUCUGUACCACCAAAAGUCCCUCUGCCUCCUGGGAAGCUUCCCACAGGUGAGGACCUUCCGACUUCAGGGGAGCCCCUUCUAUCUGGAACCCCACUCUCCUCUGCACAGAUGCCCAGUCUCUUGGCUCCUCUUUCUCCUAGGAAGCCCUUUGUUCCUGGGGCCUCUUCCACCCUUGAGGAGUUUCUGGAACCUAGACCCUUAACACACUUUGAGGAGCCUCAGGCAUUCCAGCCCCCUGCCACCUGUGAACAAUCUCCCUAUCUACGAGUCCCUUCCACCCUUGAGCAGCAUCAAGCUUCCCCACUGCGGAUCCCUCCCAUCCCUGGGCAUCCUCCAGCACUAUGGACCUCCCUAACUCCUGGAAAGCCCCAGAAAGAUAUGUCCUCUUCUGUCUCUAAGGAAACGUUUCAGUCCUAUCUUACCGAUUACAGGUCACCAGUAUCACAAAUCCCCUACAUUGGUGGGAGAGCCCUUCCCAGUCUCAUGAAGCCUCUUACAACUAAACUACCUAAAACAUCACAGGUAUCUUCUAAAUGGGACAAGAAAACCCAGUUCCCCCCUAUAGAUAAGUCCUGGAUAUUGACUUCAGAUUCAGUUACCAAGAAACACAAGAUGAUGGUGCCCCCUUCCUCUCCCCAAGAGUUCAAAGAGCAGAGAUAUUUUGUUGAUGUGGAGGCUCAGAGAAAGAACCUGACACUCUUAAAUCAGGCCACAAAAUCUUUUGGACUCCCUUCACAGCUACACACAACAGCUGCGAAUCUCAUAAUUGAGACAUUGCAUACGGACAGAGUUCGGCUGGGAUACCUAUUCCGCAAGUACAUUGCUUACAGGCUGAUCCAGCGUGCAAGAAACAACAUAAUCAGACGAUUACAAGCUGUCCAAAACACUGGGAAAGGUUAUGAGACCCAGAACCUCUACAUAAUGCUGAGCAGAAUUGAUGACUACCAGAAAAAGGUGAUGCAGGUCUGGACUGACAAGCAGAAAUCUUUAGAGCACAAACGGAAUCAGUGCCUGAGGAACAUGAUGUCCUUAUUUAGCCAGCUUCAAACGAUGUAUAAACUGAAUCUUAGACAACCAAUCCCUUUGAUCAUCUACAAAAAGCAGAUACCUGCCUCUACCAAAUUUGUUCAACAGCCAUUCCUAGAGCUGCUAAUAGAAGAAGACAGGAAGUCUGACACAUUCAAGAAAUUUCGGUAUGUACAAGAUCAAAUGGGAGCUAUCUGGAAUGCUGAUCUGUCUACUUCAAGCUACCCAAUAACAGAGAAGACAUCAAUACAUUCGCUCUGGGCCCAGCUGGGUGGGUACCCAGAUAUUCCUAUGCUACUCCAAUUAGAUGUUCAAUCUACCUUCAGAAAAUCUCUUGCAUCCAUUAAAUCACGGACUAGUUUUUGCCCUGCCUCUGGUAACUUCUCAGUAAGAUGUUUAUCUGGCUAGCAAAAUGUCCAAAAC